Messenger RNA from Owenia fusiformis, 1551 nucleotides. NCBI's taxonomy places the organism in Eukaryota, Metazoa, Annelida, Polychaeta, Sabellida, Oweniidae. The record is from the annotation of a GenBank genome assembly.
AUGUAUCUGAGGGCUCUGCCUCUGCUGUUCGUAAUGGUAGAAAAGGCUUCAAGUUUGACCUUACAAAUACCAUUUAAAGAUGAACAGCGGAAUAGCAAAGAUGUUUCGGAGGAGAAUGAGAUUGAUCAGGAGAUGAAUAGCGCUGUUGAAGAACCAAUAGAAGAAUUCAACAAAAGAACGGAUUUGAUGGAAGCAGAUAUUAAAACACGAGUAAUCGAAGCGUCGGCGAAAGGAAAAUUCAGAAAUGCUUUCAAGUUUGACAGAUACACAACAAUUUGGCCAGACGGAAAGGUUGUUUAUAGAUUCGACACUAAGUUUAGUCCCGAGGGUGAAGAAGCUAUAUUAGCCGCAAUGAAACACAUUACUGAUUCGACCAGAGGAUGCAUCACAUUUGCCGAAAGAAAAACCGAACGUGAUUUUUUGAAUUUUUCCAACAAACUAGGAGGGUGCUGGUCGUACAUAGGUAUGCAGUAUGAUUAUGGCGCGGCAGAUAUUUCCCUCACUGAGCCUGGAUGUACGACCAAAGUGGGCACCAUUGUUCAUGAACUAGUGCAUGCAUUGGGAUUCUGGCACGAACAUAAUCGAAGCGAUAGAGAUGAGUAUAUCAAACUACACUCAGAAAACAUUAAAGAAGGCAAGGAGGUGAACUUUCAGAAAGAAGACUCUAUCGAUUUGGUUCCUUUCGAUUAUGGCAGUAUCAUGAUGUACGGCAGAAUGUUCUUCUCGAAGAAUGGAAAACCAACUAUUGAACCUCUGGAAACAGGAGCAACGAUCGGCCAAAGGGACAGAUUGUCGGAGACAGAUGUGUCCGAAAUCAGGAAGCUGUACAACUAUUUGCUUGAGGGCGAUGUCAAGGUUCAGCCUAAGGAUAAAGUGAAAGCUAAAUUCAAGAAUGCAUUUAAAUUCGAACAUUGGACCAGGAAAUGGCCAGGUGGCAAGGUUGCUUAUACAUUCCACACAACAUUUAGCUCAUCCGGUAAGAAAGCCAUUCUCGACGCAAUGAAGCAUAUCACUUCAAAGACUGGUGGGUGCAUCAAAUUUGCCGAGAGGAAAAGCGAACGUGACUAUUUGGACUUUUCUAACAAACUUGGAGGUUGCUGGUCUUACAUUGGAAUGCAGUAUGAUUAUGGUCCAGCAGACGUUUCUCUAUCGGAGCCAGGGUGUGUUUACAAAUUUGGUACGGUUGUUCAUGAACUUGUCCAUGCAUUGGGAUUCUGGCACGAGCAUACACACAAGGAUAGGGACAAGUACAUCAAGAUCAACACACAAAAUAUUCAACCUGGCAAAGAAGAGCAGUUUAAAAAACAGGAAAGCGACACAAUGGGACCAUUUGAUUAUGACAGUAUCAUGAUGUACGGACCCACUUUCUUUUCGAAGAAUGGAAAACCAACAAUCGAACCUCUCAAGAAGGGAGUAAAGAUUGGUCAGAGAGACUCGUUGUCUAAGACUGACGUCGCUGAGAUCAAGAAGAUGUAUGGCUGCAAAUGAACAGAUCCGGGAAAACACGAUGAUUCCUUUAAUGUAGAAAUAUUCUAAUUAAUAUAAGAGCAC